Molecule: messenger RNA, 873 nt
Organism: Phaeoacremonium minimum UCRPA7
Lineage: Eukaryota; Fungi; Ascomycota; Sordariomycetes; Togniniales; Togniniaceae
Exons: 1
Coding region: 1-873 (290 amino acids)
Source: RefSeq, a predicted model, not a curated record
AUGUCGUCUUCUCGUCUUUCACCGGUCCCCCGCUCUCACUCGAGGGCGAGUAUCGCCGCCUCCGUCACAACCUACCACAGCUUCCAGGAUGUCGAUGUCUACGAGCCUUCGACAGAGGCCAGCUCGCCGACAACAGUGAACCCGUAUGUCGAUCCUGACCCGCCAACGCCGCCCUUGUUCUCCAAGGACGAGCCCGCGCCUCAGAUGCGCCGCCAGGACUCUGGCUACGAGUCUCUGACGCCUCGCAAGUCUCAGUCCCGGCGACGCACGUCCUCGACCCUGUCGUCGUCUUCACCGGCGUCCCGCCACCGGAAGCGGCCGUCGAUCCGCCGUGCUGCCCAGUCCGGCCCGGUGACACACCUGUCCCGGCCCGGCGCACAAGCCAUAUCUCUCACCCGAUCGCACCAGCCCCAUCCGCAUAGCAGCACGUUCUUCCACUUCCCCGUCCCUGGGCCAGCCACAAGGGCAAGCGUGGAUGGAACAGUGCUGGUGACGAGUACCGCACUGGCCGGCGAUCUGGACUACGGUUACAGUUACGAUGACGCUGAGCUCCCACCCGUCGAAGCACCGAGCCAUCCCACACCGCCGCCUCAGACGACGCACUACUGGACCAGCGACCGGACGCGCCGUCUUGAGUACGCCGCCAUCGACGCGGCGAGCCGCGGCGUUCGCGGCUGGGUCAUGCGCCAUAUGGUGCCCGAGUGCUUUGUCCCGCGGGAGCGGCGGCGUGUCGGCUUCGACGACGACGCGGGCAGUGUGAGGCGCUACCGGCUGGAGCUGGAGUGCGAGGAGUCCGCCGAGAAGGAGGGUUUUGGCAGCUGUAAUGGUGGCAAGGAAAAGAAGGUCUGGUGGAGCAUCUGGAAGUCGAAAUGA